AUGCUGCGCUACUUCUCCAGCAAGGCCGAGGGGUUAGAGUUUACCCUCAACCAUCUCAUUCGGCUAUAUCGGCCUCAGCUAUUUCGAGGGCUAAUCAAGCUUCAACAUCAAUCAAGCAAAGCCUUAUUUGCUAGUAACGACGAGGACAAAUACAGAGGCUGGAUGAGCCGUUGUUGCUUGGAUACCCCAUGCGGUCACCGACCUCGAGGAUUGGGUCCAAAAAUUAGUUGCAUUGGAGUUGUCUCUGAAAUGAGGCAGGCCCUGCCCGAGGAAGAGACCGAGUCCCCUAUUCCAAAAAUGGGAAAAGACAACAAGAGAAAAAGGGCUUCGAAGCCUGAAGAUCCCCAAGACAAGAAAGCCCCUGCUCAAAGGCUAAGGAAGAAAUUUAUUCAUGUGGACGUAGAUUCGGUCCACCAAUUCCCGGAUGAUGAAGAAAAUGAGGGUGAAGUAUCAACGUUGGUGCCCCGAACUAGGAAACCGGUCGAGGCCGCCAAGCCCUCCGAACCAGAGACCUCGCCUCAUGGCAAUAAAAGACGCUCAAGCCUCAAUGAUGCAUCUACCCUUUUUGAAGAGGCUCAUCGUCUCUUCUCUCAGGCUAUUACCAAGUUCAAGGCCAAGCUGAGCCAAUGUGAGGCCGAGCUCAAGAAGUCUUCGGAUGAAGAGAAGGCCCUGAGGCUUCUUUGCGACCAAAAGGAGGAGGAGAUCAAGGACCUUCGGGCCGAUUUGGCCAAAGCCCGUGAAAACGAGGCUGAGCUGGACAAGCAGGUAAAGGCCGAUUGCAACCGAUGGAAGGAGAACAUAGAUUGGCUUGUUGCUGAUAAAGUGGAUGCUCUAGCCCAACUGGCCUCGGCUGAGACCCAGCUCAGGGGUAUUAAAGUGACAAAUUUGGCCCAGGCCAAGAAGAUCAAGGAGCUCGAGGUCAAACUCACUGAAGCCGGGGCUAAGAUUGCUGAAGCUAGGGCCGAAGUGGAGAGGACGAAUGCCACGACCGAUAAAACCAUCAAUGUGUACUUAAGGUAUGCCGAGGCUGUUCAAACAGAGCUAAGGGAGGCCUCCAAUAGGGAAAAACGGAGCAAGGAGCUGGCUAAGUGCCAAUCUUGGAGGGAGACCCUUGAAGAGAUCCACGCCCGAGGUUUUGACCUCACUGAAGAGAUAACUCAAAUAAGAGAGCUGGAAACCAAUGCCAGGUUCCUCAUUUCUUCUGACGAUGAAGAUUCCGCCAAUGGUUUUGAGGGCAGGGAAGAUGAGGAUGGAGUCCCUGAGGAGGAGGUUCCCGAAGACGCGUAG
This is a messenger RNA of Nicotiana tabacum (common tobacco), 1287 nucleotides long. The record is from RefSeq and is a predicted model, not a curated record. Lineage: Eukaryota; Viridiplantae; Streptophyta; Magnoliopsida; Solanales; Solanaceae.